AUGAUUUCUUAUCAGGGGAAUGAUAUAACGGAGUUAGCUGAUACUGGUGAUGCUAAAGGAAGUGUGAUUUUACCAGGGAUGACAUCAACAAAACGGGACUUUACUUUUCUUAAAGAAAUUUUAACUGAAGCUGCGUAUCAAAUUUUUGGCAAUUUAACAGAGG
Molecule: messenger RNA, 163 nt
Organism: Racocetra persica
Lineage: Eukaryota; Fungi; Glomeromycota; Glomeromycetes; Diversisporales; Gigasporaceae
Source: the annotation of a GenBank genome assembly